This is a messenger RNA of Meloidogyne enterolobii, 1335 nucleotides long. The record is from the annotation of a GenBank genome assembly. Lineage: Eukaryota; Metazoa; Nematoda; Chromadorea; Rhabditida; Meloidogynidae.
AUGGAGCAAAGGGAUUCUAACCUCAACUUGGAUAAUUACAACGAAAAACAAAUGGAGGAAGGAGAAUCUUCUAAUAGUUUUGCCAACCUAGAAGUUGAUUUAUCUCAAAGAUAUGUAGAAACAAUUCCUCUAACUCCUUUUGUCGGAGAUUGUGCUCCCUACAAAGAAUAUGACAGAAUUAUUUCUUUAAAUUUAUCAACUAAUCGUUUUAUUCAUUUUCCUUUACUUGUUUGUCAAUUUAAAAAUUUAAGAAGGUGUUUUUGUUUAUUAAAAUAUUUUUUAAAUUUUUUUCUUAGAUUAGAUAUUUCAAAUAAUCAACUGGCUUCUCUUCCAAAAGAUUUUUCUUCAUUAAAAUACUUAACCCAAUUAAGCCUUCGAAAUAAUCUUCUCGAAUGUUUACCUUUCGAAUUUCAACAAUUAAAAUUAUUAGAAGAAUUAAAUAUUUCUGGAAAUUUAUUAGAACAAUUUCCUUUUGAAUUAUUGCAAUUAAAACAAUUAAGAAUACUUUAUUUGGGCGGAAAUUUAAUUGAAUAUAUUCCAGCAGCUAUUGCUAAAUUAAAAAAGUUGGAAUUUUUAAAUAAAAUUUUCUUUGGUAAUAUCUUUAGAGCUGUCCUAAGAAGAAAAUUUUUUCAAGAGUCAAGAUCAAAAAAAGAAAAUUUUGAGUCAAAACUUAAGACCAAGAAGUCUUGGACAGCUCUACUAUUCCGUCUCAAAAUUUUGUAUGUUGGUGGUAACCGUUUAAUUGCAGUUCCAGAUUCUAUUGGUGCUCUUUCUGAAUUAACUUCUUUGGGGUUGGCUGAUAAUCGUUUGGAAAGUAUUCCGACAAGUAUUGCAAAUUUACAUAAAUUAACAACAUUAUCUUUGCAUAAUAAUAAAAUAAAGGUUUUGCCCCCAGGCAUUGCUCGUCUCAAAAAUUUGGAACAAUUAAGUCUUCGAAAUAAUCCUUUAGUUACUGAUUUUGUUAAUGAAAUUUUAUUAGAACCGCCAACAUUAAAAGAAUUAGCAGCGAGAAUUGUUAAAAUUCGUUUUUCAAUAAAUAUAUACAGAAAUUUAAUUCCUUUAGAAUUGGUUAAUUAUUUAAAUACUGCCAAUCAAUGUGUAAAUCCAAAAUGUAAAGGUGUUUACUUCGAAUCUUGUUCUGAAUUAGUCAAAUUUGUUGAUUUUUGUGGAAAAUAUAGAGUUCCCCUUCUUCAUUAUCUUUGUUCUUCAAAAUGUUCAACAAUAGAGCCAGCUUAUGCCUAUACUUCUUCCUCUUCAGCAGAAUCUGAUGAUGAUCAACGGCCAAUGUCUUCAACUUAUGCUAAAGAAAAGAUGAAAAAAGUUUUGUUGGGAUGA